This is a messenger RNA of Dothidotthia symphoricarpi CBS 119687, 1974 nucleotides long. RefSeq names its product ABC transporter-like protein. Gene Ontology annotation, molecular function: ATP binding; ATP hydrolysis activity. NCBI's taxonomy places the organism in Eukaryota, Fungi, Ascomycota, Dothideomycetes, Pleosporales, Dothidotthiaceae. The record is from RefSeq and is a predicted model, not a curated record. The transcript has 3 exons. Bases 1 to 1974 code for a protein of 657 amino acids. Gene Ontology annotation, cellular component: mitochondrion.
AUGACAAGAACCCCCGCACUGUUCUUGGCAGCUUCGAGAUGCGCGAGAUUCCAUACCUUGCGUAGACUCAACGCAGAACCCAUUGUCAAAAUCACCAAUGGCACCUUUUACCGGCAACAUCCGGCAGCAAAACCAGUGCCUGGCCAAGACGCACCUCCGAAUCCGGCGUUGUUUCCAGAUUUGACUUUGUCCUUGCCUUCGUUUUCAACACCAAACCAACACUGGGCAAUCUUGAGUCCCUCGUCGGAUAUUCGUACAGCGUUCCUCCAAAUCUUGCGAGGCCAACUUCUAUGUUUUCCCCCAACAGGCCGAACUUAUCCAUACCUCCUAUCUCCAGAGAUCACCGAGAAGAAACCCAACCUACGUUUUCCAGAGCGAGCCAUCGAGUAUGUCGGUUUCGAUGUGGAGCGCAAAGCUUUUGGGGGCGCGUAUCUAUCAGCUCGUUAUGAGAGUCUGAAGGAAGACACAGACUUCACGCUCGAGCGAUAUCUGACGGGUAUUGUAACUAUGAACCCUGGCGAGGAAGAAUUGAAAGCGAAGUCAUUGGAUGAGGAAAUCACAAGAAAAGUGAUGAAAGAUCUAGAACUGGAGAGAUUCUUGGAGAAGCCGGUUAGUAUGUUGAGUAACGGCCAGAGUCGCAGGGCAAGAAUUGGGAAGGCGCUUUUGACGAGGCCAGAAGUGCUUUGUUUGGAUGCGCCGUUUAUUGGCCUGGAUCCUAUCGUGACGAGAAACAUCUCCAAACUUCUCCAUCGUCUUGCGGAAACUAAUGCUCCUCGGAUUGUGUUAUCGCUAAGACCUCAAGAUGCAAUUCCAGAUUGGAUUACACACAUUGUGUAUGCAGGUGAGGACGGAAAGGUUGAGGCACAGGGCCCAAAACAAGAAGUCUUCCGUUAUCUGAAGCAGCAAUAUGAUGAUAUUGAGAAAGCCAUCAAAAGUAAAUCCGCAGGCCAAAAGCUCGAUUCAAAACUCUUUGAACUCCGCGAUCUAGGCCUACUUAGUCGAGAUGGCUACGAAAAGGUUGACGCCUCGUCGGUGCCGCUUGGCGAACCAAUCGUAGAGAUGGAAGGAGUACGAAUCAAGUAUGGCUCAAACGCCGUUCUCGGUGAAUGGCAACAGGACAUCGACGGCACAAAGAAAGAUGGCUUGUACUGGAACGUGCACCGAGGGCAGCGCUGGGGUAUCUUUGGCGCUAAUGGCUCUGGAAAGACCACUCUGAUCAGCCUUGUCACCUCCGAUCACCCGCAGACAUAUUCGACACCGGUGAAACUUUUCCAGCGGUCACGACUUCCAGAACCUGGCGUUCCGGGCAUCACGAUCUUUGAAAUCCAAUCACGCAUGGGCCAUGCCUCUCCAGAAGUCCACGCACUAUUCCCCAAGCGCCUCUCUAUACGACGCACGCUGGAGACGGCAUGGAGUGAUACGCCCAUCACCAUACCACGGCUGAAUGAAAACACUAUCAAGCGUGUAGAAGCGUGUCUCCGUUGGUUUGAGACGGAACUAAACCCGCUUCUCAAAGACGGCGAGACGUCAAAAGGCAGUCUAGACUGGUCAUCUCGCACUUUAUUUGGCGAAGUAUCCUUCUCCGCCCAACGUAUCCUCCUCUUCCUCCGCGCCACAAUCGCCAAUCCAGAUAUCGUCAUUUUAGACGAGGCGUUCAGUGGCAUGGAUGAUAUCGUGCGAGAUAAGUGCCUUCUGUUUCUCAGCCGUGGACAAUCUAUGGAACUACAACAUACAGAUGCUGGCCCAAAGCCUGUGGAAAGCGAGGCUUCGAAGAAGAACGAAGUGGUAGUGCCUGGUCUGCAAGAUCACCAAGCGCUCUUGUGCGUUAGCCAUAGUGAACAAGAAGUUCCUGGGUGCAUACGAGAGUGGAUAUGUUUGCCCGAGCCGGGAACAGGAGCUCCAAGGUUUGGCAAGUUUGAUGGACCGGUUGAGUUGGGAUAUGAGCGGUGGGAUGAGGUUUGGGGCACUCCAUAG